AUGUCAUCGAACUGGGAACCCCCUCGCAACUACCGCAGCCGCACUGUUGCCGUUCUUGGCGCAGGUGUCCUCGGCCGCCGAGUAGGAUGCAUCUGGGCUUCAGCCGGCUUUGAUGUUAAGAUUCGAGACCCUAGUGAGCAACAGCGAGUAGACGGAAUUGCGUACAUCAAGGAAAAUGUUCAAUCAUACGCCGCCAAAACCAACAAAGUCCCCGGAUCAUAUGAAGCCGUCGAAGACAUGAAAUCUGCUGUUGAAAAUGCCUGGCUAGUUAUCGAAGCUGUUCCCGAGAAGCUCCCACUCAAGAUCGCCACUUUCGCCGAAUUGGAGGCCCUCGCUCCCGAAGACUGCAUCCUGGCUUCCAACUCAUCCUCAUACAAGACUGCCGAGAUGAUCGGUCAGGUCUCAGAUGCCACCAAGACGCGCAUUCUGAACAUGCAUUAUUAUAUGCCGCCUGCGUGUAUGAUUGUGGAGCUCAUGACCGAUGGACACACCACCCCGGAGAUAUUUCCUUUCAUGGUUGAACAAUGCAAGGAAGCUGCCACAAAUCCGUAUGUCGCAAGAAAGGAGUCCACUGGGUUCAUCUUUAACCGGUUGUGGGCUGCGGUGAAGCGCGAGGUCUUGACUAUCUUGGCUGAGGGCGUUUCAGUUCCCGAGGAGAUUGAUGCUAUGUGGAGUGAAUUGUUUAUCCAGGGAGGCAUUCUUCCCUGUCAGACAAUGGACAAUGUUGGUCUAGACACCGUUGCCUUCAUUGAGGGCCACUACAUUACUGAACGUGGACUUUCGCCCGAGAAAACCAUCAACUUCUUGAAGAACAAUUACCUGGACCAUGGCAAGCUAGGAACAAAGUGCUCGAAGGGUGGCCUAUACCCUGCUAGCAACCCGACUCCUACCAAGGCCGAUUCAGAGAAGCCGGAGAUCUUGGUGUUGGACCUCGGGCUGUCAGCCGCCGCGCCCAGCAUGACAACGGGAGAGAUCCUUCGGGUUUCCGCAGACGGCAAGAACCAGACCUCGAUACUUAAAGACCAAUGCUUGCCUGAUGGGCUCGCUGUAGACUCGACCUCUGGUCGCAUGUUCUGGACUUGCAUGGGCGUUCCAGGAAAGCCCGACGGAGCCGUUUACUCCGCCAACGUGGAUGGAACCGAUAUCAAGACACUUGUUGCUCCAGGAAGCAUCAAUACACCAAAGCAGCUCGUCCUUGAUUCCGAGGCACAAGCCGUCUACUUUUGUGACCGUGAAGGAUGCCGAGUCUACCGCUGUGCCUUCGACGGCUCCAAUCUGGAGGUUUUGAUUGAUAACACUGGCCGUGGCAUGACCCAAAAGCAGAGUAUCUCUGAGUGGUGCGUGGGCGUUGCUGUGAGCCCCAGUGGAGGUAAAUUUUAUUGGACUCAGAAAGGAUGUUCCAAGGGUGGCGAAGGCCGAAUCUUCUGCGCCAAUAUCACAACUCCUGAGGGCCAGUCAGCAACCGCUCGAGGUGACGUCCAGUGCGUCAUCGCUGAUCUUCCCGAGCCAAUUGAUCUUGAGGUACACGAAGCCUCUAGCACACUUUACUGGACUGAUCGUGGUGAAAUCCCAUGGGGCAACUCGCUGAACAGAGCGAAGUUGGGUGAAGAUGGUCUCCUGCAACCAACCAGUUCCCCUCGGGGAUAUGAGAUUCUUACCAGGGGUCUAAAUGAGGCAAUUGGUCUAAAGUUGGAUUCCGCCAAUUCUCAUGUAUAUCUCACUGAUCUGGGUGGAUCUAUCUACCGCUGCGACCUGGAUGGCAAGAACAAGGAGAAACUUCACUCCGAUGAACACCGGGCCUUUACUGGAAUUACUAUCCUAUAG
Messenger RNA from Penicillium griseofulvum, 1824 nucleotides. RefSeq lists its product as uncharacterized. The record is from RefSeq and is a predicted model, not a curated record. Gene Ontology annotation, biological process: fatty acid metabolic process. Lineage: Eukaryota; Fungi; Ascomycota; Eurotiomycetes; Eurotiales; Aspergillaceae. Gene Ontology annotation, molecular function: NAD+ binding; oxidoreductase activity, acting on the CH-OH group of donors, NAD or NADP as acceptor. Bases 1 to 1824 code for a protein of 607 amino acids. The transcript has 3 exons.